Messenger RNA from Sorex araneus (European shrew), 2802 nucleotides. It is a transcript of the gene CHST10, whose product is annotated as carbohydrate sulfotransferase 10. Gene Ontology annotation, cellular component: membrane. Bases 818 to 1915 code for a protein of 365 amino acids. The transcript has 8 exons. NCBI's taxonomy places the organism in Eukaryota, Metazoa, Chordata, Mammalia, Eulipotyphla, Soricidae. Gene Ontology annotation, molecular function: sulfotransferase activity. The record is from RefSeq and is a predicted model, not a curated record. Gene Ontology annotation, biological process: proteoglycan biosynthetic process; carbohydrate biosynthetic process.
GUCGGGGGUGCGAGUAUCGGGGCGCGCGUAGGCGCGGGCGCGCGCGUGUCGUAGCGCGCGUAGGGGCGGGCGCGCGGCUGGCGGCUGCGGCUGGUUGCGGGCCGAGCCGGGCGGGCCGCGGGUCGAGGCCUUCGGGAGGUUUGCGCCGCUCGUGCUCGGGCUCGGGCCCCGGCUCAGCUCGGGUUCAGGUUCCGGCGCGGCCCCGGCUCGGGUUCGGGCUCCGCUUCGGGCUCCGGCCCGGGCUCCGUUUUGGCUCGGGUACCGGCCCGGGCUCCAGCUCUGGCUCCUCCCGCUCCGGCUCGGCUCGGCUCGGCUCGGCUCGGGUCCAGGUUCAGGUUCGGGCUCCGACCCGCCUCGGGUUCGGACUUCGGUUCGGCUCCGGCCCGGCCCGGUUCGGCUCAGGGCACGCGGCGCCCAGGCCUGCGGAGGAGCACAGACUCACGCCCCGUGGACCGUCCCUUCCUUCCUGCCGCGUGGAGCCCAGAGCCAGCGGGACCCAGCGCGGAGGAGCAGCAGAGGUCGUGGACACCUGGCGGUCACACUGGACUUUCAGGGUUCCAGGUGGGAGAGGGCCCGGCUGACCCAGAGGUCAGUGGUCACCGGAACAGACACGCUUCCUCCUGACAGGACUGUGCCUGGGCUCUGCAGCAGGACACAGGCGUGCAUGAGGUGCCCGGGGCGAGGCAACCGGGCAGCUGUGGAGGCAGACACCCACCCAACUGGGCCCGUGUGGGCGAAGACCUCUCCUGAGGAGCCCUGAGCCACUCGGGAUCCAGCGGUCCUUCAGGUAGUUGCUGAAUGGCUGACAUCUGACAACAUGCACCAGCAGUGGCUCCUCCUGGCCAUCUGCUUCUGGGUGCUCUUCAUGUUCAUGGUGGCCAGCAAGUUCAUCACGCUGACCUUUAAAGACCCCGAUGCCUACAGCGCCCGGCAGGAGUUUCUCUUCCUGACUGCCGUGCCGGACUCCAGGGGGCUCCCAGGACAGAAACCCUUCCUCAAGGAACUGAAGCCCGGUUCUCAGCCUCACCCCGUGCAGCCGACCGAGAAGCUGCCCUCGGCCAGCGUGCUUGUCCAGCCGCUCGUCUACAUGGAGCGCCUGGAGCUCCUCAGGAACGUGUGCAGGGAGGAAGCCCUGAGGAACCUGUCGCACACGGUCGUCUCCAAGUUUGUCCUGGACCGGAUCUUCGUGUGUGACAAGCACAAGAUCCUCUUCUGCCAGACGCCCAAAGUGGGCAACACGCAGUGGAAGAAGGUGCUGAUCGUGCUCAACGGAGCAUUUCCUUCCAUCGAGGACAUCCCUGAGAACCUGGUUCAUGACCAUGAGCGGAACGGGCUUCCUCGCCUCUCGUCCUUCAGCAGAGCAGAGGUGCAGAAGCGCUUGAAAACGUACUUCAAGUUCUUCAUCGUCAGGGAUCCCUUUGAGAGGCUGAUUUCUGCCUUCAAGGACAAGUUCGUCCACAACCCCCGCUUCGAGCCUUGGUACCGGCACCUUAUCGCCCCCGGCAUCAUCAGGAAGUACCGCCGGAACCGGACCGAGACCAGAGGCAUCCAGUUCGAGGACUUCGUGCGCUACCUGGGUGACCCCAGCCACCGGCGGCUGGACCUGCAGUUUGGGGAACACAUCAUCCACUGGGUGACCUACGUGGAGCUGUGCGCCCCCUGCGAGAUCACGUACAGUGUCGUGGGCCACCACGAGACCCUGGAGGAUGAUGCGCCCUACAUCCUCAGGGAGGCGGGCAUCGACCACCUGGUGUCCUACCCUGCCAUUCCCCCCGGCAUCACCUCGUACAACAGAACCAAGGUUGAGCGCUAUUUCCUGGGUGUCAGCAAGCGCGACAUCCGGCGCCUGUACGCGCGCUUUGAGGGGGACUUUAGGCUUUUUGGGUACCAGAAGCCAGACUUCCUGCUGAACUGACAGGGUCUGACCAGGAGGAGAGUUCAGAACGAGCUUCGGCGUCUCUGCUAAGGCUGCCCGGUCGCCCUGGUCUGCACUGCCUCUGCUUGUCCCUGUCCCUGGGCUUGGCCUCAGGGCCACGGGGAGAAAGAUGUGGCCCCUCAGCACCCACAGCCCAAUAAAUGAGGGGUCGUUCCCUGAGCCUGCCCCGCUGGGCACCCAUGGGUGGCAGGAGCGGCACCCAGUGCUCUGCUGCAGAGCAGAGAUGGGUGGCUGACGGUCUGCGGGCUGUAAGGCAGUGGGUGGCCCUGCCCUGGGGCGCAGAGCUAGCCCAGGGGAACACGCUUCUCUCGAGACAGGUCCUGAGCUCCUCGUCUGGGCUGCCAAGCCCACCCGGGAAGGGCUCUUCCUGCGGCCUGGAAGAGAACAUGGCGUGGGGUUUGCGGACACCAUCUAAUAGCCGUCCUCCUCCUGUCCUUGUCCCCUCUGCCUGGCCCCGUGCCUCUCAUCUCAGCAAAUGUGGACCCGGACCCACUGGGUCAUGCCAUCACCUGGCCUGCAUGGCUGCAGGUGGCGAUCACACUCACAGCUCACAGCAGUGAGAUCCGGGCUGGCAGCUGCCGGUAGCCCGCCCACCAGCGCGGGCGCCGCGGACAGGCUGGGCCCUGAGGGGUUCUCCAUGCAGCCUGGUGAUGGUGAGGGUAGCAGGGAAACAAGUUUACAGGAUGUGCCAAGCCUGAGGGGCCACAGUCCCAGGGCCAGUGCUGGGGGGCUGCUGGUCAAGGGACAGUGGAUGGAGGGAGGCUGAGGAGUCCUCAGCGUGGCCCUGCCCCCCUCCCCGCACGGUGGGACAAAUGAGUUGUUUUUCCAUAAAGUUUUGGCAAAGUCUUGUCAGAGUCAUUUCCUGA